AUGUCAUCCACACUGCCCCUGCAUAUGUAUAUCCGCCCAUUGAUCCUCGAGGAUGCACACGACGUGUCCGAGCUUGAGAGUCGAGGGUUCCCCCCAGAAGAACGCGCUUCUUCGGAGACGAUCGCCUUCCGGUUGACUGUCUGUCCUGAACUAUGCUCUGGGUUGUUUAUCCGUGAGGUCGAGGGCCAAGAAGUUAAGGGUGAAACUCUCAUCGGUCACAUUUUGGGCACAAAAAUCCCAGGUGCCAACGACUCUAAUCGCCAGGCUUUCAUCACGCUCGAAAGUAUGGGCAAGGUCCACGACGAGGCCUCCUCCACCGUCGCCAUUCACUCCGUGGUCAUUUCUCCUGAGCACCAAAAGAAGAACCUAGCCACACUCUUACUUACGGACUACAUCCAGAAGCUAAGCAACCAAGAAGUCGGCCAAAGAAUCGUAAUUAUCGCGCACGAGCCCUUAGUUCCAUUUUACGAACGCAUUGGCUUCCAAGCCGUAGGUGAAAACGAAUCCGUCAAGAAAGACCCCGCAUUUGGCAAGGCCAAAUGGUGUGACAUGGUCAGGGAGUUGGUCAAGGAAGAGUACGAGAGCUAG
Molecule: messenger RNA, 588 nt
Organism: Lachancea fermentati
Lineage: Eukaryota; Fungi; Ascomycota; Saccharomycetes; Saccharomycetales; Saccharomycetaceae
Source: the annotation of a GenBank genome assembly